AUGAAUUCAGCAGGAGUGCCAGGCUAUGUAUCAGCAACCAAUUACAGCAAUAAUACUGGAUACCCUCUUCCACCAGCACCACCGCCAGCAUAUCAUGAGGACGCAGGCAAUCUUCCAGGACAAACCUAUUACCAACCGCCCGCACCGCCUGUGUCAUAUCCACCACCAUCACUAGAGCAAGAGCCACCACAUCAUGUUAAUCCAGUCGCACAAUUCUAUUCUCCACCAGAUAAUCGAAAGCUUGCUUUAAGGAGACGUGUAUCCUCGUGUCUAUGCUGUAUAGUGAUCAUCAUCAUCAUCGUCGGAUUAGCCGCAGGGUUGUCUCAAAGUAGCAGCUAUAACCACAGGUAUUGCGAAUGUCGCACAAAUGCGGAUUGCGUUAGUUUGUAUGGGCCCCGUGUGUAUUGCUACCAAUCUUGCGAUUGCGGUACCAUCUAA
Molecule: messenger RNA, 438 nt
Organism: Mucor velutinosus
Lineage: Eukaryota; Fungi; Mucoromycota; Mucoromycetes; Mucorales; Mucoraceae
Exons: 4
Coding region: 1-438 (145 amino acids)
Source: RefSeq, a predicted model, not a curated record